AUGCCAAGUAUUUCAGUAAAUAAAAAAAAUCAAAAAUGGCAAAAGAAAUGUGAUAAAUUUAGCUUAAAACCUUUACCACCCAUCAUUAAGAAGAAUCUUGGAAAUGAAAGCAAUCUAAAAGAAAUAUCCAGUUGUUUAGGAGGCCCUAUUCACAAUUUAAUUACUGCAAUUACUAUUUUUGAAAACAACCCUCAAACAAAAGUUGCUGAAUUAGCUCGUAAAUGUAAUACAUUAACUUUAUCCAAAUUAAUGAAUAAAACAAAUUCAAACAAUUAUAAAGAGGAAAUCACUAAAAGAUUUUUAGAGGGAAUCUUUGAAACCUUGGAUUCUUCUUGA
Messenger RNA from Entrophospora candida, 336 nucleotides. Lineage: Eukaryota; Fungi; Glomeromycota; Glomeromycetes; Entrophosporales; Entrophosporaceae. The record is from the annotation of a GenBank genome assembly.